This is a messenger RNA of Symbiodinium natans, 495 nucleotides long. NCBI's taxonomy places the organism in Eukaryota, Dinophyceae, Suessiales, Symbiodiniaceae. The record is from the annotation of a GenBank genome assembly.
GUUUGCCAAGCGAGCGGCUUCUUCUCUGGCACCAUACCCGCGGUUGUCCCCGCCGUUUGCCCGGAUCCCUCCUUCGGCGACGGCGUCGGGAGCACCUGCUCAAACCGCUCGGUGGGUGCCGAGUGCUGGGCAUACUGCCUCAAGGACUAUGUCGGGGUCGCACGACGAUACGAGUGCCACUUCAAUGCGACCGUCAGCGCCGUGGAAAUUCAGCACACGGGCGAAGCCAUUGCAUGCGAGCCGAACGCCACCACCGGCCGGCGCCUGGCGGCCACCAGCGCUUGCUCCCCCCAGUCGGCAGAGGCCGCAGGCUUGGCGCAGUUGCAGUUCACGCACAGCUGCGCCAGCCAGCAGCACGACGAGGUGUGCCUGGCACACUGCAGCUUGGGCUUCACCAUGACGGAGGAGACGCCUGCAAUCCUCGUCUGCGACAAUGGCGCCUUCGUUGGCGCGGCGUUGCCCACGUGCCACCUUGGCAGUUUGCGGCUCUUUUAG